Molecule: messenger RNA, 1074 nt
Organism: Pipistrellus nathusii (Nathusius's pipistrelle)
Lineage: Eukaryota; Metazoa; Chordata; Mammalia; Chiroptera; Vespertilionidae
Source: the annotation of a GenBank genome assembly
AUGCUGUGGGCCCUGCUGCUGCCCCUGCUGCUGCUGCUGGCCGCCAGCUGGGUGCAGGCGACCCGGCCCUGCUUCCCCGGGUGCCAGUGUGAGGUGGAGACCUUCGGGCUCUUUGACAGCUUCAGCCUGACACGCGUGGACUGCAGCGGCCUCGGCCCCCACAUCGUGCCGGUGCCCAUCCCUCUGGACACAGCCCACCUGGACCUGUCCUCCAACCGGCUGGAGACGGUGAACGAGUCGGUGUUGGCGGGGCCAGGCUACACCACGCUGGCCGGCCUGGAUCUCAGUCACAACCUGCUCACCAGCAUCUCGCCCACCGCCUUCUCCCGCCUCCGCUACCUGGAGUCCCUCGACCUCAGCCACAACGGCCUGGCCGCCCUGCCCGCAGACAGCUUCACCAGCUCGCCCCUGAGCGACGUGAACCUCAGCUACAACCGGCUCCGGGAGGUCCCGCUGUCCGCCUUCACGACCCGCGGCCAGGGCCGGGCGCUGCACGUGGACCUCUCCCACAACCACAUCCACCGCCUCGUGCUCCACCCCGCGGGCGCCAGCCUGCCCACGCCUGCCAUCCAGAGCCUGAACCUGGCCUGGAACCGGCUCCACGCCGUGCCCGACCUCCGGGACUUGCCCCUGCGCUACCUGAGCCUGGAUGGGAACCCGCUGGCCGCCAUCGGCCCGGGCACCUUCACCGGGCUGGCGGGCCUGACGCACCUGUCGCUGGGCAGCCUGCAGGGCGUCCCCCAGCUGGCACCCUAUGGUUUUCAUGAGCUGCGCAGCCUGCAGGUCCUGGACCUGUCAGGCAACCCCAAGCUCAAGUGGGCAGGCGCCGAGGUGUUCUCGGGCCUGGCCUCCCUGCAGGAGCUGGACCUGUCGGGCACAGGCCUGGCGCCCCUGCCUGAGGCGCUGCUCCUCCACCUGCCAGCGCUGCAGAGCGUCCGUGUGGGCCGGAGCACGCAGUGCCGGCGCCUGGUACGGGAGGGUGCCUACCCCCGGCAGCCUGGCUCCAGCCCCAGCGUGGCUCUGCACUGCGCAGACACCCGGGAACCGGCCUCCAGGGGCCGGGGCACCUUGUGA